GGAGGCCGGGGCGUGGCGCCAGCCGCCCACUGGGGCUGAGGCCGCCUGGUUGGUCCCCGACUUUUGUUGGUACCCGAGUUUCCAAGUGUCCCGGAAGAUGCUGCAGAGUUACUUGAGAGGCCCAGGAGACCCAUGAUGUAAUCUUCAGAAAAGAACAGAAGAAGCUGUGUGAGAGAAAACACAGAGAAAAAGAGGCGGUCCAGGACUUGUAUGUGGAAAUAGCUAGGGAGAUAGGCACCAUGACAGAGAAGCCUAUCCCAAAGAUUAUGAUAUAGAAGGUCCCGAGGAAAUAAAAAAACUGUGUAAUUCAACAUAUUGGCGACUUGGAACCAAUGAACCCCCAGUUUAUAGGUAUAUUGAUAGGAAUGAAAAUAGAUCAAUGGGUCAACUAUUUCUGAUGCUAUUCUCAUAUCUUAAUAAUUUGGAUAUCAGAAACACAUGAACAAAUGGCACAAGUUUAUUUAAACAGAGAAUUGGCUACAAUAAAGAGAAAGGCUUUACUGAAUGAAGAAACAAUGAGCUCUGGGAUUAUUGAAAGGGACACUGGAUUGCCUGCUACUGGCUUUGGAGCUCUCUUUACUAGACACCCACCAGAUCAUCGCAAAAUGUGUGCAUUGACAACAUAUGCUGAAGACUAUGCUCCACCAUAUGAUUAUCAGCCAUUUCCCAAUCCUCGCCCGGGACCAGCUGUGCGCCGCGCCGGCUUCACCCGGGACGCGAUCGAGCGGCGCUCCCCAGUCAGGCACCCCCAGCUUUCCGCUCAGCAACCCGAGCCGCUCCGCAAACUUGGGCAGCUCCAAGUGCACGCUCUGCCUCUCGCCUGGUCCGUCCCUGGCGCGCCCGCUCCCCUCCACCGGGGCUGCCGGUCCCAGCGGGCCGGUAGCUUGCACCCCCUUGGGGUCGUCCUCCCUCCCCGAAGCGCGACCAUGCUGCUAAGGGGCGUCCUCCUGGCAGUACAAGCCCUGCAGCUUGCGGGAGCCCUGGACCUGCCCGCGGGUUCCUGCGCCUUUGAAGAGAACACCUGCGGCUUUGACUCGGUGCUCCAGUUUCAGCCCUGGUUUUUAAACGAGGAAGGCCAUUACAUUUACGUGGACACCUCCUUUGCCAAACAGGGGGAAAAGGCCGUGCUGCUAAGUUCUGACCUACAGGCUGAGGAAUGGAGCUGCCUCCGACUGGUCUACCAGAUAACUGCGUCUUCAAGGUUUCCAUCAGAUACCAGCCGGCUGAACCUCUAUGUGAGAUUUGAAGACGAAAGCUUUGAUCGCUUGCUUUGGUCAGCUAAGGAGCCUUCUGACAGCUGGCUCAUAGCCAGCUUGGACUUACAGAAUAGUUCCAAGAAAUUCAAGAUUUUAAUAGAAGGUGUGCUGGGCCAGGGAAACACAGCCAGCAUUGCGCUCUUUGAAAUCAAGAUGACAACCGGCUACUGUAUCGAAUGUGACUUCGAAGAAAACCACCUGUGUGGCUUUGUGAACCGCUGGAACCCCAAUGUGAACUGGUUUGUCGGAGGAGGAAACAUUCGGAACUCCCCUUCCAUUCUCCCGCAGGAUCACACCUUCAAGAACGAACUAGGCCACUACAUGUACGUGGACUCGGUUUACGUCAAGCACUUCCAGGAGGUGGCGCAACUCAUCUCCCCGAUGACCACGGCCCCCAUGUCCGGCUGCCUGUCGUUUUAUUACCAACUCCAGCAGGGGAAUGACAAUAUCUUCUCCCUCUACACUCGGGAUGGGGCUGGCCUUUACGAGGAAAUCUGGAAAAUGGACAAGCCAGGGAAUGGUGUGUGGAAUCUUGCUGAGGUGGAGUUCAGCGCGCCGUACCCCAUGGAGGUUAUUUUUGAAGUUGCUUUCAAUGGUCCUAAAGGAGGGUAUGUUGCCCUGGAUGAUAUUUCUUUCUCUCCUGUUCACUGCCAAAAUCAGACAGAACUUCCUUUCAGUGCCAUGGAAGCCAGCUGCAAUUUCGAGGAAGAUCUCUGCAACUUUUAUCAAGACAAAGAAGGUCCAGGCUGGACCCGGGUGAAAGUAAAACCAAACAUGUAUCGGGCCGGAGACCACACAUCAGGCAUCGGGUAUUACUUGCUGGCCAACACAAAGUUUACAUCUCAGCCUGGCUACAUUGGAAGGCUCUACGGUCCAUCCCUGCCGGGAAAUUUGCAGUAUUGUCUACGUUUUUAUUAUGCCAUCUAUGGGUUUUUAAAAAUGAGUGACACCCUAGCAGUUUACAUCUUUGAAGAGAACCACGUAGUUCAAGAGAAAAUUUGGUCUGUGCUGGAGUCUCCAAGGGGUGUCUGGAUGCAAGCUGAAAUCACCUUCAAGAAGCCUAUGCCAACCAAGGUGGUUUUCAUGAGCCUAUGCAAAAGUUUUUGGGACUGUGGACUGGUAGCCCUGGAUGACAUUACGGUACAGUUGGGAAGCUGCUCGUCUCCAGAGGGGCUUCCACCUCCACCUGGAGAGUGUACUUUCGAACAAGAUGAAUGUGCUUUUACCCAGGAGAGAAGAAACAGGAGCAGCUGGCACAGGAGGAGGGGAGAAACCCCCACCUCCUACACAGGACCAAAGGGAGAUCACACUACUGGGGUAGGGUACUACAUGUACAUCGAGGCCUCCCACAUGGUGUAUGGACAAAAAGCACAUCUCUUGUCCUGGCCUCUGAGAGGAGUCACCGGAAAACACUGCUUGACCUUUUUCUACCACAUGUAUGGAGCAGGGACUGGCCUGCUGAGUGUUUAUUUGAAAAGGGCAGGCGAUAGUGAAGAGUCCCUCUUAUGGCGAAGAAGAGGCGAACAGAGCAUUUCCUGGCUACGGGCGCUGAUCGAAUACAGUUGUGAGUCCCAGCACCAGGUAAUUUUUGAAGCCAUUCGGGGAGUGUCAAUAAGAAGUGAUAUUGCCAUUGAUGAUGUUAAAUUUCAAGCAGGACCCUGUUCAGAAAUGGAAGAUAUGACCCAGCAGUCAUCAGGAUAUUCUGAGGAUUUAAAUGAAAUUGAGUUUUAAGAAAUGAUCUGAAUUGGAUAAACUAAACAAGAGCCAUACCUCUCUUCAAUCAAAAUGAACACAAAACAAAUAAACACCGGACAGUCUUAACCAUUUUGUGAAUUAUAAAACGACUUCACAGCACAGUAUUCUUUUUCAUUACUUUUGCAAAAAAUACUGACUCAGGGCUUUUUGGUGUUUUUGUUUUUGGUUUUUGGGUUUGUUUUUUUUUUCCUUUUUGCGUAUGACAACUGUUACGGAAAUACAGGCUAUUGAUUUUGCGUAGAUCAUUCAUCUUAAUUUUGGUUCCAGUUAGAAAUACAAAUAUACUAUAUUGCAGUCACUUUAAAGUAUGCAAAUGGAAGGGCACAAUCAAAAUGAGAUGUGUCAUUUAAAUCUGCAUUCAGUGAAUGUAUUGGGAGGAGAAGAUGUCUCAUGGGUUUCUUUUUGACUUUCAAGUAUCGCAGCUGUUUUUAAAGUAAUAAUGUGAGGUGUCAGUAUCUGCAGAAUGAAUGCAGUUUUUCAUGGUAACAAGUUAGUCUAAGAAAAUAAAAUCUUAUUUUCUACGUUUUAUUCAUAGAAAUGGAGUGUUAAUUGUUAAAUAUUUUUACCAUAUGUGAUAACUAAGGAUCUUUCCUGAAUGUCCCAGGGUAAGUCAGUAUUAAUUAAUGCUGUAUUACAAGGCAAUGCUACUUUCUUUUUUCCCCCCUUUGAACUACUUUGGAAAGUCACUAUGAACACAUGGAUUAGAAAUUGCACUCUUUUUUUGUAAAGCAAGCUCGAAAAUGUUUAUGUACACACACCUGAAAAUUUUUAGGACGUGUUAAGCAAUUUUACUGAUUUUUAUAAUAAAUGUUUUGGUAAGGUUUUGAGGAGUAUGAAUUCAAGCAGACAUACUAAACUGCUGCUUUUUAUUUACGUGCUUAGAAAAUUGUACAUACGUAUUUUAUACCCAAACAGCUGUUUUAAGAUUACCUAAUAAAAGGUAAUUUGAAAAUCUU
Messenger RNA from Neofelis nebulosa (Clouded leopard), 3967 nucleotides. It is a transcript of the gene MAMDC2, whose product is annotated as MAM domain containing 2. The coding region runs from base 447 to 2987 and encodes 846 amino acids. The record is from RefSeq and is a predicted model, not a curated record. NCBI's taxonomy places the organism in Eukaryota, Metazoa, Chordata, Mammalia, Carnivora, Felidae. The transcript is spliced from 21 exons. Gene Ontology annotation, cellular component: plasma membrane.